This is a messenger RNA of Orbicella faveolata, 985 nucleotides long. RefSeq lists its product as uncharacterized. The record is from RefSeq and is a predicted model, not a curated record. Lineage: Eukaryota; Metazoa; Cnidaria; Anthozoa; Scleractinia; Merulinidae.
CUCAACACGGGGCUCAGUCAGGUUUCAACAGCGAGACUGACCGUCUAUCAAGGUGCUACGUGCUUUAACUAAGUUUCCUAAAGAUCAAACGCAAAAUGGAAGUGAGGGUUACCUUGUGCUUUCUGCUGAUUUUCCUGACCUACUCACAAACGCAAGCAGCGUUAUGGAUAAAGGCAAAUGGUUUGCCGGUGUGUUUUAGCGCCAGAAAUAACCAGUAUGGCACGUUUAACACUCCACUGUGUGGUAAAGUAGCCGCCGUGAAACUGGUUCAUCUGUAUGGUUACGUGACCUGUCACAAAUACAACGCAGACAACUGGUCUUUCUGGGGCUGUGGUCACGGCGCGAAAGAUCUCGUUGACGUCGUGGUAACACGGUCAAAUAAUCAGAUGAUCUUGCCCGCCAAUCAGUUCAUCGGGAACAGAGCCGGAAGGUGGUCUAAACUUCCCGGAUAUAACUCGUUUUCACCUGAGAUUGUCCUGUCGUUCUUCUCCAGUCCCCUUUCCCUGUCAGCGCAGACCCAGUUACGCCUGUGGUACGGUGAGGAUUUGGUGAGUCACACCGAGGGCGACAAUGAUGGACGCGUCUGCACUGAUGUCUACGUUCUUUAUGUUUGAGAAUCCCUAACCAUACGUCCCUUUUAAUCUAAAGGCAGAAUUUCUGACACCGUUAUUCAUUGUUAUUCUCGUUAAAGCUACUUAAGGGAUGAAUGAAAUGUAACAACGCUCGGUUUUUAAAUUUGUUGCUAUACCUAGCUAAAAUCUAUACCUAGAGAAAAUCUAGCUAAAAUCUAUAUCUAGGGAAAAUCUGAAUUUCAUUGUAGUUUGUUUGGGUUAAUUGCUGCAUUCAUUGAUUGUAUGGCAAAACUCAGAUCACAAAAGAGUAACUCGCAUAAACAAAAGUAAACUUAGAACAUAAAUUACAAGUGUUGUUUGUUGUUGUCGUCAUUGAGCUUGUGAGUGAAGAAAAGUAUCAUGAAAUCAGCCAA